This is a messenger RNA of Gastrolobium bilobum, 1551 nucleotides long. Its product is annotated as pectinesterase/pectinesterase inhibitor PPE8B. Lineage: Eukaryota; Viridiplantae; Streptophyta; Magnoliopsida; Fabales; Fabaceae. Gene Ontology annotation, molecular function: pectinesterase activity; pectinesterase inhibitor activity. The record is from RefSeq and is a predicted model, not a curated record. Gene Ontology annotation, biological process: cell wall modification. The transcript is spliced from 3 exons. Bases 1 to 1551 code for a protein of 516 amino acids.
AUGGCUCUUUCUUCAUCCACAACACCCAUUAUCACACCAAUCUUCUUGUUGAUGAUGUUGUUUCUUGGACUGUUCCCCCCAUUGGAUGCUGCUUCUCCCAGUGAUUUGGUGGGAUCAGCAUGCCUCAAAGUUUCUCCUUCAGAAUUCGUUGGUUCUGUUAGGGAAGUUAUUGCUGUUUUACGACAAGUUUCAUCCAUCUUGUCGCGUUUCAGCAGUGUCUUCGGUGACUUCCGUCUUUCACAUGCCGUUUCUGAUUGCCUCGAUUUGCUUGACAUGUCCUCUGAUGAACUCACCUGGUCUGUCUCCGCAACUCAAACUCCCAAAGGCAAGCAUAAUAGUACUGGGAACCUGAGCUCUGAUUUGAGAACAUGGUUAAGUGCUGUGCUUGCGAAUCCGGAGACAUGCAUGGAUGGAUUCGAAGGUACAAAUAGCAUUGUGAAAGGUUUAGUAUCCACUGGGCUUGGACAAGUUAUGUCGUUGGUGAAACAUCUUCUGACACAAGUGCACCCUGUCUCGGAUAAAUUCUCAACCAAUAAUGAAGGGGAAUUUCCUUCGUGGGUUAAAGGUGGGGAUAGGAAGCUACUACAAGCAAAAGGGGUGGCUGUGGAUGCUGUUGUAGCUGCUGAUGGGACUGGGAACUACACGAAGGUGAUGGAUGCGGUGGAAGCAGCACCUGAGUAUAGCAUGAAACGUUAUGUGAUAUACAUAAAAAAAGGUGUUUACAUAGAGAAUGUUGAGAUCAAGAAGAAGAAAUGGAACAUCAUGAUGAUUGGAGAUGGUAUGGAUGCCACUAUUAUCUCCGGUAACCGGAGUUUUAUCGGCGGUUGGACCACAUUCCGAUCAGCUACCUUUGCUGUCAGUGGCAGAGGGUUCAUAGCACGAGACAUUACCUUUCAGAACACUGCAGGGCCCGAGAAGCACCAAGCAGUAGCACUAAGAUCAGACUCAGACCUCUCAGUCUUCUACCGAUGUGGAAUCUUUGGUUACCAAGACACCCUAUACACUCACACCAUGCGCCAAUUCUACAGAGAAUGCAAAAUCAGUGGCACAGUUGAUUUCAUAUUCGGAGACGCCACUGCUGUGUUCCAAAACUGCAUAAUACAAGCCAAGAAAGGCUUGCCAGAUCAAAAGAACACAAUCACAGCUCAUGGGAGAAAAGACCCAAAUGAACCAACUGGUUUCUCCAUCCAAUUCUGCAACAUCUCUGCAGAUUCUGACCUUCUGCCUUCAAUUAACUCCACUCAAACAUACCUUGGCAGACCCUGGAAGACAUAUUCACGAACCAUUUUCAUGCAAUCCUACAUGAGUAACGUGAUAAGGCCACGAGGGUGGCUAGAGUGGAAUGGAGAUUUUGCUUUGGACACAUUGUACUAUGCUGAGUACAUGAACUCUGGACUAGGUGCUGGUCUUGAUAACCGAGUUAAAUGGCCAGGGUACCAUGCAUUGAAUGAUUCUACCCAAGCUAGUAACUUCACGGUGGCUCAGUUUAUUGAGGGGAAUCUAUGGUUACCUUCCACAGGUGUAACGUACACUGCUGGAUUCACAGAUUAA